Molecule: messenger RNA, 663 nt
Organism: Mollisia scopiformis
Lineage: Eukaryota; Fungi; Ascomycota; Leotiomycetes; Helotiales; Mollisiaceae
Exons: 1
Coding region: 1-663 (220 amino acids)
Source: RefSeq, a predicted model, not a curated record
AUGCCAGUCACCGAAUUUGCAAUCCUGCCCCUCACUCAUCCACUCACCAAAGAGAAUCCAACCCUUCCAUCCUCGGUCAUCGAGAAACUCAAAACAGCAAAGGAAGUCCUGGAAACUGCAUCCAAGAAUUCAUUCCAUUAUUUUCAGCAAAUCGAGGACCCGUCUAUUAUUUAUAUUAUUGGAAAAUGGGACUCACCAGCUGCUCACGGAACAUUUCUUCCCUCCCCAGAGAACCAACGGCUGCUUGGGCUGCUUAAGGAUGAUAUUGCUAGUGGAGUCGACCCAGACAAGAAGAUGUCAAUGUGGCAUCUCGAUGUGGAUGCUUUCGAAGUAGGGAAAUUGGAGAAGUGGGUUUUCGAAGCGCCCGUGAUUAGCUGUAAUCGCCAUUUUGUACCCAAACAGAGGAGAGAGGGGUUUGAGAAGCAGUUCAAUCAGGUAAAAUACUUGCUGGAGGAGUAUACCAAACCGUAUAAGGUGAUUGGAGGCUGGAGGGUCGAGAAAGAGAGUGAGGAGAAGGAGGAAUGGGUCUUGUUCUCGGGAUUUGAAAGUGUGGAACAUCAUAUGGGAUUCGCAAAGACUGAGGGGUUUGCGGAGUAUAGGGAGAUUGUGGGUUUUGUGGAGGGGUUCGAGGUCAGACAUCUGAAGGCUAUCGAGGGGCUUUGA